Dipodomys ordii (Ord's kangaroo rat) is the source of this 1116-nucleotide messenger RNA. RefSeq names its product chibby homolog 1 (Drosophila) (gene Cby1). The coding region runs from base 42 to 536 and encodes 164 amino acids. Lineage: Eukaryota; Metazoa; Chordata; Mammalia; Rodentia; Heteromyidae. Gene Ontology annotation, cellular component: nucleus. The record is from RefSeq and is a predicted model, not a curated record. Gene Ontology annotation, biological process: negative regulation of Wnt signaling pathway. The transcript has 5 exons.
CCUGGCCGUGCAGGUGUGAGACUAACCUGAGUCUCCAUCACAUGGAGCCACUCUGGCCUGGCUUCAGAAACUCCCACCAAUACCAUAUCUUUUUAAACUCACCUGUGAGAUGGGGAGAAGGGAGUGUUGGUUCUUUCUUCAUCAGGCCAGAGAUGCCUCUCUUUGGGAAUAUAUUCAGUCCGAAGAAGACACCUCCUCGGAAGUCUGCUUCUCUCUCCAACCUACAUGCUUUGGACCGAUCCACUCGUGAAGUGGAGCUGGGACUUGAAUAUGGAACCCCCACUAUGAACCUGGCAGGGCAAAACCUGAAGUUUGAAAAUGGCCAGUGGGUAGCAGACACAGGGAUUAGUGGGGGCGUGGAUCGGAGGGAGGCCCAGCGCCUCCGCAGGCGGAAUCAGCAGUUGGAGGAAGAGAACAAUCUUUUGCGGUUGAAGGUGGACAUCCUGCUGGACAUGCUCUCAGAGACCACGGCUGAGUCCCACUUAAUGGAGAAGGAACUGGACGAACUGAAGAGCGUGGGCCGGAGGAGGAAGUGAAGGCUCUCAAGGGAGCACCCCCCCCCGGGGAGUAGGAUGUGGCUGAGCCAGUUGUUUGGUGCAGGCACACUGGUGGAGUUGGUCCUAGGAGGUGGGCUGGCAGGGGCCGGGGGAGGGUGUUGCGGGGAAGUGGGGGACAUUGGAUGGAGGAAACCGAGAUGCCAGACCAGGGCAGUCACUAGAACAGCACCCAGCUGCGCAGCCCAGGGCUGCCAGGCCGCAUGCAGGCCCCAGGUGCUAAGCCUUUGAAAGGGUCAUACCCAACACAUGUGAGCAUACAACUGCACAGGUCCUAGAGUCACCCCAGCGGGUGGACUCUGUGGGAAACGCAGCCGCACCUCAUCUUCUCACCCCAUAUGCUGGUGUUUGGGGUGUGACACCAGUCCCAGAGAGCCCUAUAUCUGGGAUCUGGCAUGAGCAACUCUCCUGGUACUGUGCCCCCCCCACCCCAAGACACUCCCUACCCUUAAAAGAAUACUCACCCCCAGGUCCACAACCUCCCCUGGCUUCAGCGACACAGCAGGGCAGGCCUGAGGCACAUUGUAGUUCUGUGUUAUUUUCUUGUUUGUAUAUUUUUUAA